UCGAUCGCCGAUUCAACACGGGAAAAAGAAUACCAAAUCAAACCACAUAACCCAAUUCGUUGGGAGCUAGCGAGCACGCCGGCUACGACUGCUCCCGAUCCUCGCCCUCAUCCUUCAACGCGACCGUUCGGAGGAUCGAAAGUGGAGAAGGGAGAAGAGUCGCCAUUUUUGAAGGCGUUUUUCAGCCGACAGUUGAGAUUCGAAAUCUCUUUCCUCUCCCAGCUGCCUCUUCACUUUUGUUUCUGGAUCUGUGAUUCCUGGGGCAACCUCCUCGAUUCUCAGUGGGAUCCUCUAUUGGUUGAUAGAACUUGCAGCCUUUAUUAUUUUGGAUUGUGGUCAGUCUUUGGAUAUACAGUAAAGUGAGUGUGGUUCACGUGAAGAGUCAACACAACUCUUGUUAUGAGAAGAACAAGAUGAAAAUAUCUCAUCCAUGGCACUUAGGCAAUGGGAAUGUGCAAACCAUGCCAAUGGUACGCCACAGACCAACUUCAAGAAGACCUCAUUGGAUCAUCAUCUUAGUAUGCAUGGUGUGUGUUGCCUUGAUUGGGGCUUAUGUCUAUCCUCCUCGCCGCUAUUCAGCUUGCUACUUCUUUGCUUCAAGUGUUUGUGGUCCUUUUAAGGAUUGGUUACCUCCUGUAGCCCGUGUGCUUACGGAUGAAGAGGUUGCUUCACAUGUUUUGAUCAAGGAAAUUCUCUCUAUGCCAACUGUUGAGCCUAAAAAUUCGAAAAUAGCCUUCAUGUUUUUGACUCCUGGUUCACUGCCCUUUGAGAAACUCUGGGAGAAGUUUUUUCUGGGUCACAAGGGAAGAUUCUCCAUCUAUGUACAUGCAUCACGAGAAAAACCAGUCCAUGUGAGUCCUAUAUUUGUGGGACGAGAUAUUCGAAGUGAAAAGGUUGUUUGGGGGAAGAUUUCUAUGGUUGAUGCGGAGAGACGACUUCUGACAAAUGCACUCCAAGACCCUGAUAAUCAACACUUUGUGUUGCUUUCUGACAGUUGUGUUCCUCUUCAUAACUUUGACUAUGUCUACAACUAUUUGAUGGCAACAAAUGUCAGUUUCAUCGACAGUUUCUGGGAUCCUGGGCCUCAUGGAAAUGCAAGGUAUACUGAGCAUAUGUUACCUGAGAUUGAAGUGAGAGACUUCAGAAAGGGUUCUCAGUGGUUCACAAUGAAGCGCCAACAUGCCUUAAUAGUACUGGCAGACAGUCUCUACUAUAAAAAAUUCAAGCUUUAUUGCAAGCCAGGUUUUGAUGGUCGUAACUGCUAUGCCGAUGAACAUUAUCUGCCAACUCUAUUCAAUAUGGUAGAUCCUACUGGGAUUGCCAAUUGGUCCGUGACACAUGUUGAUUGGUCUGAAGGAAAGUGGCACCCAAAAGCAUACCGAGCUCAGGAUGUAAGUUAUGAACGCCUGAAGAAUAUAACAUCAAUUGAUGAGAGUUUCCAUGUCACCAGCGAUGAGAAGAAAGUGGCGACUUUAAAACCUUGUAUGUGGAACGGAAUGAAGAGACCUUGCUAUUUGUUUGCAAGGAAAUUUUAUCCCGAAACUCUUGAUAAUCUGAUUCAAUUAUUCUCCAAUUACACUGCUAUAUGAUUUAUCAACUUGGAUGUCAUUCUUUGGUGUGGUGUCUGCCUCCUGACAUGAGGUUGUUGGAUCAUUCCUUCAUGAAAUCCACUCACAUUUUGCAACCAGAUGAAUGUUGGAGCAACUGGAAUGACCCGGAAGUAUGUUUAUGAUUAGGGUUAAGAGGUGGCUAUUUGAUGAUACACUGCACCCAGUUUUUAGUUAGAUAUCUUUUCUCUUUUAGUGUGUUCCCCCCUGUUUAUUCGAUCACUAAGCAGCAAAUUUUGUUAAUACAUUAAACAUUAUGUUUAAUUCUUUUGUAA
Zingiber officinale is the source of this 1882-nucleotide messenger RNA. Its product is annotated as glycosyltransferase BC10-like. Gene Ontology annotation, cellular component: membrane. Gene Ontology annotation, molecular function: glycosyltransferase activity. The transcript is spliced from 12 exons. Bases 414 to 1589 code for a protein of 391 amino acids. Lineage: Eukaryota; Viridiplantae; Streptophyta; Magnoliopsida; Zingiberales; Zingiberaceae. The record is from RefSeq and is a predicted model, not a curated record.